AUGGAAAUUAAUAACCAAACUGCUAUUUAUAAAACUAAUUUCAGGUUGUUGGGUUUGUCCAGUACACCAGGACAUCAGAUAUUCAUCUUUUGGAUAUUUGCUCUCAUGUAUGCAUCAGCUUUGACUGGCAACUUCCUCCUGAUUCUUGCCAUUGGCGUUUGUAGUAAACUCCACACACCUAUGUACUUCCUUUUGGUCAAUCUCUCUGUAGUCAAUAUUUGCACUAUCUCUGUAUCAGUUCCCAAAAUGCUUCACAAUAUUUUGAAUAAAAAAAGGAUCAUCUCAUUUUCAGGCUGUACUAUUCAAGUGUUUCUUUCACUUUGGGCUCUGGGGACAGAGAUUCUCUUACUUUCUUGUAUGGCUUUUGAUCGAUAUGCUGCUAUUUGCCAGCCAUUGCAUUACAUGGUCAUUAUGAAGAAAGAGGUGUGUAUCGGAUUAGCCACUGGAGCCUGGAUUGUAGGAAUGGCUAGUUCUGCAAUUAAUGCUGGCCUUUUGCUAAGGCUGUCCUUCUGUGAUUCUAAAGAUAUCAACCAUUUUUUCUGUGAACUGCAUCCACUGUGGAAACUCUCUUGCUCUGACAUCAGCCUAAAUGAAACAAUGGCAUUUGCAGCUGAUGUGACCUUCACAUUGAGCGGCUGUAUUCCUACACUAACGUCUUAUCUAUUUAUUUUGAGAACUAUCAUGAAGAUCCAAUCAGUCAAAGGGAAAAAGAAAGCAUUCUCUACUUGUUCUUCCCAUCUACUAGUAGUAAGUUUUUAUUUUUCCACACUUAUGUACAUAUAUGGUAAACCAUCAUCUCCCAAUGAUGAAGAAGAAUACAAGAAUAUUGCUAUAAUUUACUCUGUGGUAACCCCAGUGCUUAAUCCACUUAUAUAUUCCCUUAGAAAUAAAGAUGUUAAAGAGACUCUAACAAAAUUGUUAUGGAGAAAGAAAACAUUCCAGCAAAAAUGA
Protobothrops mucrosquamatus (brown spotted pit viper) is the source of this 951-nucleotide messenger RNA. RefSeq names its product olfactory receptor 13G1-like. Gene Ontology annotation, cellular component: membrane. Gene Ontology annotation, biological process: G protein-coupled receptor signaling pathway. The transcript has a single exon. The record is from RefSeq and is a predicted model, not a curated record. Lineage: Eukaryota; Metazoa; Chordata; Lepidosauria; Squamata; Viperidae. The coding region runs from base 1 to 951 and encodes 316 amino acids. Gene Ontology annotation, molecular function: G protein-coupled receptor activity; olfactory receptor activity.